This is a messenger RNA of Botrytis cinerea B05.10, 1713 nucleotides long. RefSeq lists its product as hypothetical. The record is from RefSeq and is a predicted model, not a curated record. The coding region runs from base 401 to 1489 and encodes 362 amino acids. Lineage: Eukaryota; Fungi; Ascomycota; Leotiomycetes; Helotiales; Sclerotiniaceae. The transcript has a single exon.
GAUCUUUUUUGCAGCACUACUCUUUUAUCCAUUCCCCUCCACUAUUUCCCGGUAUUGUUCGCUGCACGUAGAUCCAGUGCAGUCGAGAAAAUGAUAGUCUACUUGUAUACACUCUCUGAUGGGUUCCCACCUUCAACUGUGGGAGUUCGUCACAAGCUGUUUAUGAGAAUGGAAAGGUAGCAAAGCAUCGAAUGAAGCUCUUGCAUGAAUGACAAACAAUUAGGAAACAACACGCUCCAAUUCUGCAAACCUUUCAAAAUUAUGCUCUCGAAUUAUUUGAAGGCGAGAAACAAGAGCUGAACAGUGUCAUUUUGCGUUGAGAAAUUGCAAUUACAUUGUUCGGGCUUGUCAAGAACAUAACGUUUAUUCACAUAAACAACGUCGAUAAUAUGAAUAUAAAAUGUCUCUUGCCUCAUCGCAUUAUAUGUCUUCUCAGCAGCUCACUCACCAUCGAACCAUCAUACCAUCAUAUCAACAAAUUCAAACAUCAAGGUAUUCAAUUCUUGGAGGCAUUUCAAGAUAUCUUCGCCACUCAGCCAACAUUUCUGAUCGCCCCCCCCCCCAAAAGACGCACACUUCAUUCGCCAUGUCUGAAGUGUACUGUUUCCCUUUUGCUGCCUUGGAUCAAUGGUACUUUGAUGCAGAAAUGAUACACUAUUUUCGAGAUGCGAAAGUCCGCUGGGAUAGCGACAUGCCAAAUCCCUUGGUGCCUUUCCCCAACCAACCAACAUUUGUUAUCCAAUUCCAGUUUUGGGCGUCCUGUCUUCAGGGCCAUGUCAAAGAUCCCGAACCCUACUUGCCUGGACAAGUCCAUGGACUUCACGGACCCAGCUUCACCGACAGUGAUUACGUACCGCGGGUCGAAAAUGCACUCUUCAGAGCAUUCAAGAAGAACGGGAUUACUGACUGCACGGUGACCCGUGGAGUCGAUGAAACUCUGGCCUUCAAAGGCCACCCACCGCAUGUCCUCUGUCGAGGAUUUCCACAGAUUGAUGACUAUGGCUCGGAGGUGCAAAAUCCAAUGCGCCAAGGCGGAGGAUACAAUGCAAAGCAAGAACCAUGGAUUCCCCUCUGGCAGAUCCACUCGCCUGAAGAUUCAUCAUGGAAGCCAAUGAACCUUCAGCGCUACGAUAUCGCUUUCGUGGAAGUCAUAUCACCCGUCCUUCCACUCACAGAAGAAAGCUACAUAGAGGUAGACCGAGUCGCUCACACAAUCAUUCAGACACUCAGGGUUCAGAAGAAGGAUGGUCCAGGUAUUAACGUCAGAUGUGAAAGUCGAUCCAAUUUCUGCUGGCCGAGCACUAGCCAUCGCCUUCCUGCAAACUUGAAGAACACUCUAGAAGCACGCUUCUCUCGUGUUCCCCAGGUGGAUGAAGAAAGAAGACUUGCUUUUGCCCAUGAGAUGUUCAACGAAAUCCUCACCACAGGACCACAGCCCGCACGAUUCUUGUUAGAAAGACCUUCUGCAGGGAGAUUUGAUGACGAAUGAGGAUGGAGACACAUCGGACUCGUGAGUUUCCUACCAGCAAACUCUGCGACGAGAAUCUCAAUGUGGCGAGCAUGGCGCUUCUACAUGUGAAAUUCCGCAGAACAAUCUCCUAACUAAGAACAAGAAACGAGCCAGAAAACUAUGCCCGAUAAUUGAGCCGGCCUCAACUCAGAUCCCCCCAGCGGGUUGAACUAGAAUGAAAAUAAACUUACCUGAAAUCCGGA